GGACCAUGAAAGAAGAGAGGAACCAAUCUCUAAAGCCUCAUGUGAGAUGUGUAGGCGGCGAAAGGUCAAAUGCGACCGAAUGAGGCCAGCCUGCGGUUGGUGUACGCGCAACAGUCGUGUUUGUGUCUACAAAGAGAAGCGGAAAGCUGUUGAGGAGAGCGAGAGGAAUGACCAGCUGGAGGUUCGACUUGGUCACCUUGAUGCUUUGGUGCAAGGCCUGAGACAACGCGUUGACAAUCACAUUUCGCGCCAUGAUGCUCACCACGAAGUCUCUCAUUCUCCCAUGUCCAAGAGUCCAUCAACACAUCAUGACCGACAUCGCAGUUGGCAUGUUACUGCAUCUCCCGAGUCCACACGCUCGGAUAUGCUAUCUGAAGGCGCUCGAUCUCCCACGAUUGUCUUUGAUCGGCCGUUCAACCUCACAGGCGGUGUGAAGUUACCGCGAAGCUUCAGCACAAACAUGAAGACUGUCUAUGAACAAGAGAUUAAUCUAUCGACGGAUCCAGACCUCCCUCCCAGCGACUUGUUAUACGUUCUGGUAGAUCUCUUCUUCAAACAUAUCAACACAUGGUUUCCUUUACUUGACCGCAAAGCCACCUUUGGAACAUAUUUUGGUUCUACUUCUGUCUCGCGAGGCGAUCGUGUGGUGUUGUUUGCCAUUAUUGCAACAACGCUGCGGUUUGCAACAGAUGCGCGCCUAACGCCAAGUGCAAAGCAAAAGCUUCACAAUGACUGCAAACAGAAGGUAGAGCUGUAUGCUUUAGAGAAUGUCAACCUCUUUUCGCUUAGAGCCCUCACUCUUCUCGCAUUAGAUGUUUUGGGGACGUCCAACGAACUACAGGGACAGAACCUUUUGUCUCUCCUUGUGCAGAACAUUACUCAUCUUGAACUCUGCAUGGAGAAAAGCGUCUACUUUGCCGCUCCAAUGUUGCCAAAUGAGGCAUUGCCUCGCAGGGUUGUACUCCCAGAACCUGAUUCCUGGAUUGAAGAUGAAGGGCGACGCAGGCUCUGCUGGAUGGUAUAUGUGCUGGACAGAUACGCAACCCUAGCAACACCAUACAAAUUCAUACUGGCAGAAGAGGAUAUGAAACGAUUUCUUCCUUGCCGAUACGACUUGUGGUCGAAUGAUCUUCCAGUGGAGACAAGAUGGCCAAAUGGUCUUGACACAACAAAGUUGAGACUCACAGUCAACACGCCAGAAAACCUCGGCAGCUUUUCUUAUCACUGCGAGGUCCUUGGGAUCUUGAGCCGUGUUCACAAUUUCCUGGCGAAGCCACUGGAUAUAUACUCGAUUCAGGAUGUCCGGAGCUGGCAGAGCACUUUUGUCGCACUGGAGGGCGAACUAUCCACCUGGCUUCGUGAACUACCUGCGGAAUACGGUCAGAUAUCAGUCUUGUGCCAUUCUGAUCCCGGGGCCAGAAUUAUUAAUUGGAUAAUGCUGCAUGCCGCAUUUGUGGUAUCGACCAUUCGGCUCAACUCUGCAGCGGCGUAUCCCGUGAUCCAAAACGACGUGUUUGUACCCUCUUACAGCGCCAUGCAGACUUGUCUCUCUGCAGUGGAAAGCCUCAGAAGCAUCGUCCAAGACGUAAUCGAGACCAGCGGCUUGUCUCUAUUGGGGCCACACUUCGCCUUCUCGCUAUGGACGUCGGCUCGGCUUCUUCUGGUACAUGCUGCGACUACGGGAUGUGAAAUCGACUCCAACGUUCAUUUCUUUGUGGGCACCUUGGCCGAGAUGGGCCGAUACUGGGAGAUUGCUGCAAAUUACUCGGCGAUCCUGGGCCGAGUGACCGAGGAGGGGCGACAAGGAGACAAAACCCUUACGGAGAUGAGGCAAUACGCCCAUGAGCUCUCGAUGCUUUCUGGUUCGACGAGACUGAGUGGCUUGGAACCUACUUCGACUCGAAUUUCUUCUGCAAACGAGCUAGAUUACCUCGAGAUUUUUGAUUUCUUCAACUACCCUCGAUCGGCUGACCAUGGCUCUACCGCUCCGUACGAAAUAGAGCAGCAUCUAUUAGAUUAUGAUUCUGGGCGCGCCUCACUUGGCAUGGGCGUUGAAAUGCCUAGUGUAGAAUCGGAUUGGUUGCAGUAUGAGACCCAUUAGCCGAUGAUAGUAUUACUACGAGACGCCUUCUACUUAUUUCCUAUCUCAUGAUAGUCCUUUUGUC
Molecule: messenger RNA, 2165 nt
Organism: Trichoderma harzianum CBS 226.95
Lineage: Eukaryota; Fungi; Ascomycota; Sordariomycetes; Hypocreales; Hypocreaceae
Exons: 3
Coding region: 47-2101 (684 amino acids)
Biological process (GO): regulation of DNA-templated transcription; DNA-templated transcription
Cellular component (GO): nucleus
Molecular function (GO): DNA binding; DNA-binding transcription factor activity, RNA polymerase II-specific; zinc ion binding
Source: RefSeq, a predicted model, not a curated record